AUUGUUGUUUCUUGAUAGCAGGUGAUGGAGAAUCUGCUUUUGAUAAGCAUAUUAUAAAAUCAUGAACUCAGAUUUACUUGUUCCUGGUACAGAAUUAUCAGAAUUGUCAUUCAGCAAUUUUAUUGAUUGGUUUAUCCAUGUAUCCGAUAUCAGAAUCCACCUAAAAAACCAGCCAACUUACAUUAUUUCCCAGUUUGCUUACUUGGUAGGAACUCUUUUUACAAUAACACAUGCACUCUAUCGAGGAGGUCGCCUACCAUACUUAUGGUUUUCUAUUAUGCUUCACGGUCUUAUCGUAGAAAGUAUUUCUUAUGUCCACCCUGACGUGGACAAUUUCUGGCAUUCCCAAACACCUAUUAUGUUCUUAGGCCGAAGAUUACCUCUACAUAUAAUUUUUUUGUAUCCAUGUUUUCUUUAUCAAAGUUCCAUCGGAGUGGCAAAAAUGCGAUUGCCGAAAUGGUCUGAACCCUUUGCAGUUGGUUUACUAGUAGUUUUGAUAGAUAUUCCGUACGACAUUGUUUCCGUGAGAUUCUUGCACUGGACUUGGCAUGACACGGACCCGAAUAUUUUCGAUCGACAUUACUGGGUUCCCUGGAAUUCCUACUAUUUCCAUGCCACUUUUGCUGCCAGUUUUACCUUUUGGUUUCAUUUCUUCAAAGAUAAGCUAUGCACGAGCGAUGGAAAAUGGAUAGCAGAUAAGAGGAAGUCAAGAGAAGUUCUUUGUGCCAUUUUAGCAGGACUGUUAGGCGCACCUGGAGGAAUCCUGAUGUUCAUAGCAAUAUAUCAUCCUUUACAUGACAUCUACCAAAUUCACAGUGAAGUGACAUUUUUCACAAUAUUUGCAAUAUUCCUACUUAUAAUUUGGGUUGGUGAUAGAAAACCAAAAUCAGAUAAAGUUACGAAAGAAUUAUCACAUGAGACCCAUUGGACCACAUGGGUACUUCUUGCCCACUUAAUUUUACAUUUUUUCACCUUUCUUGGAAUCACUAUUUUCUUCAACCCGGAAAAUGAAAUAUCAACGGGCAUCAGAGAAAAGUUAGGACCCUGUGAUGAAUACACUUAUGUACAGAGUGCAUUAGGAAUGUUGCUAAGAAAAAGAAAAUACUUGUGCCCUACAGAUUAUGAUGAGCAGUAUUUUGAUUGGAGUUGCUUACCAGAUAAGAAACACCCAUCACUUGGAUCCUUGUGGUAUACCACCUGUGGUGUUCCAUUCACAAAUAGGCCAGAAUACAUCUUGAUAAUAUCAUUGAUCUGUGGGCUUGCUGCUGUAAUAUUCUAUAACUUACAUUUUCAAUCUGAGGGAGAUUCAGUUUUCAACUACAAGUUUACAAAACAUAAUGUCACAGUAUUGAGGAAGAAGAAAAAAUGAAUAAAGAAUCUAUUA
Phaedon cochleariae (mustard beetle) is the source of this 1384-nucleotide messenger RNA. The record is from the annotation of a GenBank genome assembly. Lineage: Eukaryota; Metazoa; Arthropoda; Insecta; Coleoptera; Chrysomelidae.